AUCCUGUACAAGGUGCCAGGGAGAAUUUAAACAGUCGCUGCUCGCACACAGCUGAUCAUUUGAUGGAAUGAGGAGGAACGGACGCUGAGCAAAGUCAAACGUUUCUUGUCAGUGGAAGGAAAAUAAUUAAGUUAACGACAAAAGUUAUGCAGAAGUGUCAAUGCCACCAUGGCAGAAGGGGACGAUGAAGACAAUACACUGCGCACUUUAGUAUUUCGUCUUCAUGACAGCACCCCCAGAGUCGUACGGGAGGUGUUAUUGGAACGUGGUUGGGAGGAAUUUGAUGAACAGCAACAAAAUGAAACAAAGUGGAACUUGCAGUGGAGAAAUUCAUCAUUCCGAACUUCUGACCAUGAUAAUGUAAAACCAUGGCAACGCCUCAAUCAUCAUCCGAGGACGGCACAGAUGACGAAGAAGGACUGUUUAGCAAGACAUUUAAAACGCAUGAAAGGAAUAUAUGGACCAUCUUACUAUGAGUUUAGCCCAGUGGUCUUUAUUUUACCAAACAACUACUCACAUUUUUUAGCUGAAUAUACCAAAGAAAAAUGUAAUAAAAAAUCCAGUUAUUGGAUCUGUAAACCAACUGACAUGUCCAGAGGUAGAGGGAUAUUUAUUUUCCAAGACAUCAAAGACUUGGCCUAUGACUCUACUGUGAUUGUGCAGAAAUAUAUCACAAAUCCUUUACUAAUCUCUGGUUAUAAAUUUGACCUACGCAUUUAUGUAUGUGUUACCUGUUUCUGUCCAUUGACUAUAUAUGUCUACCAGGAAGGACUGGUCAGGUUUGCAACAGAAAAAUUCAAUCUCAGUUCACUUGACAAUAUAUUUGCUCACCUAACCAACACCAGCAUUAACAAAUACAGCACAUCAUACACAGCAGACAAGGAGAGGGUUGGGAGCGGAUGCAAAUGGACGUUUGGUCAGUUUCGGUCUUAUCUCCGCAGUUUAGAGGUGGAUGAUGUGUUACUGUGGCAGAGAAUAUAUAAUAUAGUUACCAUGACUCUCCUAUCCAUUGCCCCAUCAAUACCCCAAUAUCCAAACUGCUUUGAACUCUUUGGUUUUGAUAUCCUCAUUGAUGAUACUCUGAAGCCAUGGCUUCUAGAGGUGAACUACAGCCCCGCAAUGUCUUUAGACUGCCCCAAUGAUUUUACAGUGAAGAAAAGUCUUAUCAAUGACAUCAUUGAUCUUCUCAACUACAAAUCAUCUGAUUUUCAAAGCGAUAGCAUCAAUACGGCACCAGGUCCCCUACAUGGUUCUGGGCAGCAGACUUAUUGCAAAUGUGAUAACAUAUCGCAAUCUUCUAGAGAACUCAAACACUACAACUCAUUGAAAACCAGUCAGCUGAAAGAAAACUAUGAACAGCUUGCCACAUCCCGAAGUGCACCUUAUAAAACUUCUAGACUGGAUAAUGACAAUGAAACACAAGUAGCUCCGAAGGAAGAAAGUGGGAUGUUUUGCAAUUGUAACUCAGUGAAAAAAUCGUUAUUGGAUCACCAUGAUGAUAUAGCGAAUAAAGGAAUGAUAUCAUAUGGGAAAACAUCAAUGUCUCCUCGAAAGACUGUGACUUCCAGAUUACGAGAGAGACUGAAUAUGCCCCAGAGAUUAGUGGUCUCAAAACUUCCAUCAGUUCUGAGCACUACAAAAGCAAAGACAAGGGUUAAUUGUAUAGUGAAUACUGCCCGGUGGAGAUCAUCUGACUAUACGCUAUUUCCUUUAUAUUACAUUUCAGACAUAGAUCAAAUGCCUCCUGCUCGUGUAGGUGAUUUUCUUCUUGUUUUUCCCUUUAACCAAGCGUCCCUUCUUGCUUCCAAAAACGGAACAGAUGUGAAAAUCAUAAUCCAAGAAAUUAGUAAAAUAAUGCAAAAAAUCUCAAUGCCAAUAAAAGCGGCCUGAUUUUGGCUUGUAACAAUUCAUUCAAAGUAGUGUUGUUAUCAGAUAUACUCUCUACAAAGAGUUAAAGUAAUGCUUCAAUAAAAGCUUG
Messenger RNA from Pseudophryne corroboree (corroboree frog), 1978 nucleotides. RefSeq names its product tubulin tyrosine ligase like 2 (gene TTLL2). The transcript has 2 exons. The coding region runs from base 169 to 1890 and encodes 573 amino acids. NCBI's taxonomy places the organism in Eukaryota, Metazoa, Chordata, Amphibia, Anura, Myobatrachidae. The record is from RefSeq and is a predicted model, not a curated record. Gene Ontology annotation, cellular component: cilium. Gene Ontology annotation, molecular function: tubulin binding; tubulin-glutamic acid ligase activity. Gene Ontology annotation, biological process: protein polyglutamylation; microtubule cytoskeleton organization.